UGUAACGGACGCCGCUACCAGGGCAUAUUCGUUUCUGGGCUCUCGUGAAGAGUUAGCGUGUACCUUGUCGUUCGUUCGAUUAUCGCAGUAAGCUUCGAAAAGAUCCAACAAACUACCGAGCAACAUGAGGGAAAUCGUCCACAUUCAAGCCGGCCAGUGCGGUAACCAGAUUGGCGCAAAGUUUUGGGAAAUCAUCAGUGACGAGCAUGGCAUCGACCCAACCGGCACCUAUCACGGCGACUCCGACUUACAACUGGAGAGAAUCAACGUGUACUACAACGAGGCAUCCGGUGGUAAAUACGUGCCACGUGCCAUCCUCGUCGAUUUGGAGCCGGGCACCAUGGAUUCCGUUCGCUCGGGACCAUUCGGACAGAUCUUCAGACCGGACAACUUCGUGUUUGGACAGUCUGGAGCGGGUAAUAAUUGGGCGAAAGGUCACUACACCGAGGGCGCGGAACUGGUCGACUCUGUCCUCGACGUAGUGAGGAAGGAGGCCGAAAGCUGCGACUGUCUGCAAGGAUUCCAGCUGACUCACUCUCUCGGCGGUGGUACCGGAUCCGGUAUGGGAACCCUGCUCAUCUCCAAGAUCCGUGAAGAAUACCCCGACAGAAUCAUGAACACAUACUCCGUGGUACCGUCUCCCAAAGUAUCAGACACUGUCGUAGAACCGUACAACGCCACCCUCUCCGUGCAUCAGCUGGUAGAAAACACAGACGAAACGUAUUGCAUCGACAACGAAGCCCUUUACGAUAUUUGCUUCCGCACUCUGAAACUGUCCACGCCUACCUACGGUGAUCUGAAUCAUCUCGUCUCCCUCACAAUGUCCGGUGUGACAACCUGCCUCAGGUUCCCUGGUCAGUUGAACGCGGAUUUGCGAAAGCUAGCCGUCAACAUGGUCCCCUUCCCCCGUCUCCACUUCUUCAUGCCAGGUUUCGCUCCACUCACAUCCCGCGGCAGCCAACAGUACAGGGCCCUCUCCGUUCCGGAGCUUACACAACAGAUGUUCGACGCCAAGAACAUGAUGGCUGCUUGUGACCCCAGGCACGGAAGGUACCUCACCGUAGCAGCUAUUUUCCGCGGCAGAAUGUCCAUGAAGGAAGUCGACGAGCAGAUGCUCAACAUUCAGAACAAGAACAGCUCCUACUUCGUCGAAUGGAUCCCGAACAACGUGAAGACAGCCGUCUGCGACAUCCCCCCUCGUGGCUUGAAAAUGUCCGCCACCUUCAUCGGCAACUCGACCGCGAUCCAGGAGUUGUUCAAACGUAUCUCCGAACAGUUCACCGCCAUGUUCAGGAGAAAAGCUUUCUUGCAUUGGUACACCGGCGAGGGUAUGGACGAGAUGGAAUUCACCGAGGCUGAGUCGAACAUGAACGAUCUGGUUUCGGAGUACCAACAGUAUCAGGAAGCCACCGCAGACGAAGACGCGGAAUUCGACGAAGAGCAGGAAGCCGAGGUCGACGAGAAUUAAACACCAUCACCUACUUACUCUCUAUUCUACUACUAUUACUACUACUACUUACUA
Habropoda laboriosa is the source of this 1522-nucleotide messenger RNA. RefSeq names its product tubulin beta-1 chain. Gene Ontology annotation, biological process: mitotic cell cycle; microtubule cytoskeleton organization. Gene Ontology annotation, molecular function: structural constituent of cytoskeleton; GTPase activity; GTP binding. Lineage: Eukaryota; Metazoa; Arthropoda; Insecta; Hymenoptera; Apidae. Gene Ontology annotation, cellular component: microtubule; cytoplasm. The coding region runs from base 125 to 1468 and encodes 447 amino acids. The record is from RefSeq and is a predicted model, not a curated record. The transcript is spliced from 2 exons.